CUGAAUUUGAUAGUACGGAUACUUGGCGAAGGGCAAUUCAACCUACCCGGGUCGGUCAUCGAUGACCUGAACGACAUUGACAACCGCAUGGUGGAGGCGGUGGCCACAGAGGACGGCGCCCAAUUCCAAUCGCUGCUGGACGAAAUGUUCCGGCUGGUACGAGACCGGGGCGAACCGUUGCCGCUUGACCAAUUGGUGGAAUCGGAUCUGAUCCUGCCGGAAACGGACCUUACGCUGGACGAAGCGGAGCACAUUUUCAUCGGCGACGGCCUGCUGCCCGGUUGA
This is a messenger RNA of Geodia barretti, 285 nucleotides long. The record is from the annotation of a GenBank genome assembly. NCBI's taxonomy places the organism in Eukaryota, Metazoa, Porifera, Demospongiae, Tetractinellida, Geodiidae.